This is a messenger RNA of Paramuricea clavata, 1372 nucleotides long. The record is from the annotation of a GenBank genome assembly. NCBI's taxonomy places the organism in Eukaryota, Metazoa, Cnidaria, Anthozoa, Malacalcyonacea, Plexauridae.
AUGCCAGCGUAUUCAUUGACUAUGUCAACAGCUGUUCUUUUGGCCGUCAAGAUGUCUGCAGAAUGCGAUCCUGUUCUAAAACACACGUUUACGUUUUUUUCCUAUGUUUCCAAUGAAGUUCAGUCACUGGAAGUUGUCGUCAACUAUGUUCUUCGUGUUGAUAAACAAAAAGAUAAAGAGGAUGUGUCACUUACAAUUCAACAAUGUUCUUUGAUCCUUCAUUCAGAUGAUCAAAAAGUCACUUCAAUUUCACUGCACCGUGUCGUACACGACAGUAUCCAGUUGUACAUUGCCAAUGGUGCGGAUGGGAACACUAAAUCGCGUAUACCAUUAUACGUUUUUCAAUCGCUUCUCCAACAAAAAUGUGCACUUGGCGAAAUUGCUCUAAUUCCUCAUCUAAAAGCAUUUUAUACAAGAACGAAGAACAUUUCUUCAGAAAUGAUGGUACUGAGUUCAAUGAAAAUUAAAAUGAAGCAGAGAAUGCUAAAACAGAUUUUUGAUCUAACUUCAUUUCUGUCUCAACAUGGGGAGUAUUUAAUAUCAAAGAACUACCUAAUUUUAGCUUUGAAAAUGGCAACGAACGGAGACAAUAAAGGAAAUGGUGACCGUAAAGAGAGUUUACACGUUUCGUUUCCAAAAAUUGGCGAGAUCUAUAACAACCUGGGUACUAUAGAAAAUUUCCUGGGAAACACCAAGCAAGCAAGAAAAUAUUUGAAAGAGGCUCUCAAAAUUUUAUCAAGACAACAUGGGCCUUCGCAUAAAAGUGUUUCAAAAUGUUUAAUUAAUCUCGCGAAUCUUCCCUGCUCUAGCCCGGAAGAGUGUGAUAAAAAUAUAAUGUACUCCGAACUAGCGCUUCACAAAGAUGACAGUUUAGAAACCAAGGCCAUACACUACACCAAUCUUGGAAGAAAACACUAUAAUGAUGGUGAAUUGGAUGAAGCUGUAAAAGAUUACUUACAAGCCUAUGAGAUUUUCAGAAAAACAUUGGAUGUACCAGGCACCAACCUUCAACUCACCUUUAUGCGGUUGGCGUUACUGGCCUCAAACUUCGGAGCAAUAUUUUAUCUUAAAGAAAACUAUAGUCUCAGUCGAAAACAAUUGACGAUAUCUGUCGAUAUAUAUCGAACAAUCACAGGACCAACCAAUCUUAAUCUUGCUAAUUCGUAUUACAAUUUGGGUCUUGUGCAGUCUAAAUUAAAUGAACUAGCAGAUGCUGAGUUUUGUUUUAGACGUGCCCUUGAAAUCUACUCUACACAAUUGCAAUCUUCUGAUGAGAGGAUUGCCAUAGUUUCACAAAACCUUGCAGGUGUACUCGAAAAAACUGGUCAGCUACGCGAAGCAAAGAUGUUAGAUGAACAAUAUGGAACAUGUC